AUGUCUCCUAACAGCGACAAUGCCAUGGCCCGCUUCCUGUUCGCCAUCUUGAAGCAGAAGAACCUCAAAGACAUUGACUGGAAUCAAGUGGCUGCCGACCCCGUCCUCAUAGAGCCCAUCACCAACGGCCAUGCCGCCAGAAUGCGUUACUCGCGCUUCCGAGCCACAGUCACCGGUCACACACCGUCCAAGAGAGGUCGACCGUCCGACAAGUCAAAAGUGUCCAAGUCGAAGAAGGGCGCUCCGACAAAGAAGGAGAAGCCCAUCAAGCAAGAGCCUGGCUCGUCAAGCCUCGCUGGAUACCCUCAGUUCUCGCCCGAAUCACUUCCAUCACUCACAUCACCUUACAUGCCCGACUGCGACGACUUCGCCGCUCGCUUCCUCACGCCUUGCAGCGACGACAUGACGCAGGCAUUGUCCAUGCCCCCCUCUCUUGAAAGCAUCCGCCACCCAAGCAGUCUGAUGUUUCCUCCUCUGGAUGGAAACUCGGACUUUUUGAACCACACCGGCCAUGGUGGCCUCCCUUCGACCUCUCAAUCUGCCUUUGACAUGGCCUACGACCUGAGCGGCUAUCCUGGAGAUGUUGCCAGUCAGGGAUUGUCUCACACUGGCGGAUCCCAGCCCUUGGGAGACUGGGACGACCGGUUGAACGACCACCACUUUUAA
This is a messenger RNA of Trichoderma citrinoviride, 666 nucleotides long. RefSeq lists its product as hypothetical. Lineage: Eukaryota; Fungi; Ascomycota; Sordariomycetes; Hypocreales; Hypocreaceae. The coding region runs from base 1 to 666 and encodes 221 amino acids. The transcript has 3 exons. The record is from RefSeq and is a predicted model, not a curated record.